Messenger RNA from Penicillium longicatenatum, 4014 nucleotides. RefSeq lists its product as uncharacterized. The coding region runs from base 1 to 4014 and encodes 1337 amino acids. The transcript is spliced from 2 exons. The record is from RefSeq and is a predicted model, not a curated record. NCBI's taxonomy places the organism in Eukaryota, Fungi, Ascomycota, Eurotiomycetes, Eurotiales, Aspergillaceae.
AUGACUUCAGAAUCCUCAUGGAUCUCAUCAUUCAUCCAGCAGGUGCUGCGAGUGUACCUGGGCCAGACCACACAGGACGAUAUUGAGGUGGAAGAAAAUGGGACCAGCCUGAUUCUCAGAUGUCGAAGAUACGAUCAUGUUCAUACAGCAAUUGUAGCAGAUUGGGGUAUGGGACCCUCCGAUGACGAAGCAGUUUUGAUGGAUUCAGAGCUCCAAAUCGACGCCAUCAUUUCGAAAGCUCUAUUGCCUGUGUGCAAGCCUAAUCCCGAGACUCCAUACCCGAUCCCCACCAAUCCCAAAAAGUAUUCGAUAAAGCUUCUGGACUUUCGGCUAGUCUUACACACCGCAGCAUAUCAAGCCAAUGCUCACCUUCUGGUCAAUGAUUUCCAAGUCGAGUGGGAUGGUGGACCUAAAACAUUUCAAAACAAGAAGAAAAUCCGCAAAAAUAGGGAUGUCAGGGUUUUGUUGGACGCGGCGUCCAAAAAGGCUAAAGACUUGUUCAAAACCUCUAGCUCCUCCAUGUCAAAAAACACAGCAGCAGGAUUAUCUGGACCUACGCCGAAUGGUUCGGAUCGCAAUCCCUUGGAUGGGGAUAUGCAGUCGCAGCAGCUUUUCUCCCAGGUCCCUCGUGAUCCGCCUCGUGAUCCCAAUCACUCAGAAAACGAAUCCAACGCAGAGACUCCUUACUCGUUUGGAGCAAUUGAGCUGCUUAGGCAUCUUCAGCCCAGAUCUCUCCCGGAUUCAAAGAGAUACUCGCUGCAGACUACCAAAGGCCAAACAGUACCGACUGAGCUGGAGGUGAAAAAGUCGCGUGGGGAUAUUAUCGAUACCCGAGUGGAUACGCGGCAAACCAUCGCCAAGCCAAUCUCGAAGGCUGGAAAUGGCUCAGCUUGGAGCCCGGUGGCCACGUCGUCAAUCGGAAACCACUCUGCAAGUCAAAGUUCUAUAGAUUCUCAAUCUAGGGACGAGAUUGGCCUGCAUAAAAGUCCAGGUGCCCAUGGCUCUCCGAUGCCAAAUCAGGUACAGGACAAGAAUCUAUCACCUGCACAAAAUCUAAUGCAACCCCCUCUCAAGAAGCGUCAACGGGAAAGCUUGGGUACCCAAUCCAAAACAGGCGAUGAGGACGACAGCCAUGAGCCAAGGGAAGAUAUUCCGUCUACCAAGAGGCAGCGCAUCGGUACCCCAACAGAACCAUCGACGCAUAUCCUGGAGAUUCAAAGCAAAAAUUUGGCCACAGAGACAACAAACUUGUCCCAUAUUGGAACCGAGAAGCCGGUCACGAUUGUCCCUUCUCACAAUGCCGUGGUGCCCCGGUCAAAUCCAUGGAAAGGGAUUCAACGUAUCAGGGCACAUGAUGUUACGAUCCCACAAGACCAACGAGAGCUUCUUGACAGUGAUAAAUUAUGCUGGGUUCCACCCCGCCCGAAUGAACCUAUGCCGAAAGGGCAUGUACCGCCCUCGCUACUGAAGACAUGGAAUAAUGCUGUUGAGCGGCGUCAUCAUGGGACCGGAGGACAUGAAGUUCUCGCACAAAGGCCCACCACCCCAACCCAGGAUAGCGACGCCUCCUCCGUUUCCAGUGCCUCGACGGAGAAUUAUGACUCGGAAUGGAACUCGUCUCCGGAGCCCCCUCUUCGCUUCCGUCAAAAUGAACUUCCUCCUUCUAGUCCUGUGACUCGGCCGAUCCAGAGGAAAAAGCCAAGUUCUAGUCCCAUUCAUAGCAAUGCCCCCAGGCAGUCACUGAAGAAAGAUCCUUUCAAGGGUGCCAAUUCUGCUCCAAAUGUAGUCGAGGAAGACAGCAACGAAGACCAAGAUCUUCCUGAUACUCAUACAUCUGAGAAGUUUCAGUUUGAGGUGCAAAGAGAAAGUCAAGACAGAGCAAUGUCCAGGACUCCAUUUGCUCACCAGGCCCCCUCCAAAAAUGAGGAAAUGAACGACCGACCCCUCUCGCAACCAUCAGCAGCGCCAAAUCAAGAAACAUUUUCGAAAUCAUCAUUGCCUUCCGUUGAUCCAAAGCCCUUUCUGGGUGCGCAAGAAGACGAUUCAGAUGACGAGUCUGUAAUGGACACGUCCGUGCCUUUUGCACUCGGCGAAAACAUUCCAGAUCCUACACAGUCCAGUCAGGUGGAAGAGGAACUGGUAAGCUCAGGUCCAUCACUCCCCGGUACGAACACGGAGUCUGUACAGGUUGAAGUUACUCCAAUGCUUGGAAGCAACCGGCUGCAUCACAGUUCAAAUCCAGAGCCAAAUGAACGCGGACUUCCAAACUUGAACCUUUCCUCUUCUCAGAUUCACAAAACAUCCUCUCAAUCCCGUAUUCUGGACACAUAUCCUUUUCAUGCAAGCCAUGGACACAGCCAGUCUUCUCUCGAAGCCUCGACUUCCUCUGGAAAAGACCAAGAAAAGUCAUUCACGGUGGAUGUCCCAGGGACUCAGCUACCAGCCAGCAGCAUGGCUUCGCAGUGGAAAUCACAACAGCAAUCACAAAACCACUCAGAUAGUUCCCAGGCAUAUGUCGUACUCGAUUCCUCAGGGCCAGCCCAACGCCACCAGGACUUUCCUAUUUCUGCAUCUCAGCCUUCACCCAUUGAGUUUACGGGCCGUCGCGAACCCGGCGAGUCUCAGGAAAAUGAGUCAUCGCAAGAUCCCACGGGAAGAACACAUGCUCCCAGCGAGCCCAGAGUUUCUUCUCAGGCCAGUACAUCCCUCCUCCCACCCCAAGUCGAACAUGAUCCAGUCAUUGAAAGGGAUCAAGCUUCGCAUGGAGACUCGAAUGAAAAUCCGCCAGGCACCGCAGACAACGAUGUCAAAAAUCCUAACACUCAUGAGUCUUCCUGGAUAGCUCGCCGGCAGAGCUUUGUCACAAAUACAGAGGCGUAUUCUGAGGCCCAAGAAGUGUACAGAAAGUUCUGCAAUGACUACCCAUCCUACUCUGGUGACUUCGAACAUUUUACCAAGCUGUGUGGGAUGUUACACGCCGUGCGUCAACAAGGCAAGCUGCACAAGUCGUUUCUGUGGGAUGAUUUUAUCAUGAUGCAUCUCACAAAUUAUCCGCGAUACCUUGAAAAGAACGCGUCAGAGGAUUCUAAGACGCUUAGUUAUGAGGACUAUUUCUUGGAGAACUUUUCACGGCCUUUCUCCAGGAAACGCAAUUUGACAGCGCGUGGCAUAGAAUUUGCAGCAUCGCAAAUCACUCCCGAUGAAACAAAUCUUGCAUUUGCGAACGGAUCGCAACAUUCAGGCCCGACUCAUACUCAGGGUCCUGAUCCAAAUGUCUCCUUUACAGGCAGUUUGGUGGAAAGGUUUACAGAUCUUCACGCCGAUUCCCUCGAUGCCCCUUCUCCAGAUGUCGCUUCUACCAAAUCCCCUCGCCGUAACCUCUCGUCGAGCACAUUCCAUGAGGAAACCAAGCGCGAGAGGCCUGCAUUAGACCGCAUUAUGAUCAACAGCAACCAGGAUGUCUGUCAUGAAUAUUCCAACCCUCAUGUUUCAACCUUGGAGUCAAACAGACACCAAUCCACACAGGCUCAGCCCCAAAGCUCGACCGCCCCAACUGAAGCAGACGCGGAAGAUAUCGACAUGGAAAUUCCCGAGACUGACCCGGAGGACGCUGACCAAGAUGAGGACGCCGAUCAAGAUGAGGACGCCGAUCAAGAUGAGGACGCCGAUCAAGAUGAGGACACCCUUCACGAAACGGCUAGUGUUGAACUAGGCGACGAAACGUUUGUUACAAGCAGGGCUGCGUCCGAUACAGAGGACAAUCCUACACAGGGCAUCCCCGCCGAAACAAUCCCAGCCUCUCCAGAAGUUUCUGAGCCCGAAAGCGACGACGAGAACUGGUUCCUCUCGCUUCAACAUAUCCGUCCUAAAGGUCCGGUUUGGUCUGAUGGUCCAACGGAGUUCAAGCGUUGGGCAGAAGCAGACAUGAAUGUGAAGGCUGACCGAAUACGUCGUGGAGGCGCUAAGAUUCUUCUUGACGAGAAAGGCGUGAUUCGACGCCCAAUCCACCGUUGA